This is a messenger RNA of Xylaria bambusicola, 1349 nucleotides long. Its product is annotated as tat pathway signal sequence. Lineage: Eukaryota; Fungi; Ascomycota; Sordariomycetes; Xylariales; Xylariaceae. The transcript has 6 exons. Gene Ontology annotation, biological process: mycotoxin biosynthetic process. The record is from RefSeq and is a predicted model, not a curated record. Bases 149 to 991 code for a protein of 280 amino acids.
GUCACUCAAUAUUUAUGUAAUCUCUGAAACUCUUAGCUCUUGUCCCUCGAUGCUUUUCAAGAGUGAGCUCUAGUUGUUUCUUUAGUAAGAUCAUAAUCUAAAUACUUGUUUUUGGAAGCGACUACACGACCAACAGUAAAACUCCAUCAUGCAGUUUUGGCCGAAACCCCCAACCUUUCCCUUCACCUUCCAGAAAAAUCUAGAGGAGGCAGGCCGACCCAUCUCCAGCAACAGUAGCGAAGAUGGUCUUCUCAGCGAGAAGGAUAUCAGGAGUCUUCGAUCGAGCCGUUCCCCCUUCUCAAGAACGUGGAUCUGUAUUUGCCUAUCACACCUCAUUCUUUUCGCUAUCUACUUGGCCACGAUAAUCUCUCUGCGUACAGAAGUGCAUAGGCUACGUAAACAUGGUCCCCAGCUGGUCAACACGCCGGCGAAUGAGGCGUUAGAAUGGGAAUUACGGAAGUUUGACACGAAUGAUAAUCAAAACGGGCCAUUUUCUGGAAAACCACGUGAAGAAAUUGACCGGAACUGGCACAAGCUCCUCAAUUCUGAAAACAUCAUUAUCGAAAGCGAGUACAUGAAGCAAUGGGGUCGAGAGAAUUAUGGUGUAGCGUCUCCUGACGGGAACGGCUUCCUCGGCACUCUCAACGUGUAUCACGAGCUCCAUUGUAUUAAACGGCUUUAUCAAUAUACGUACCCCGAUACAUACGCCAAAGGCCGAACCUCAGGGGAUAUAGAAAGGGAUCGUGCACACAAAGAUCACUGUCUAGACUUCCUUCGACAGUCCGCCAUGUGCCAUGGUGAUAUUGGGGUAAUCACGUUCCAGUGGUCUCCUGACAGCCUUGUUCCCGUCGCCAACUCAACCUUUCAUCAGUGUGUCAACUGGGAAAAGCUUGAUACAUGGACAAAAGCUCGGACAGUGGACAUGAUGAAGCCAGGCUGGCUAGUUCACCCGACCAAAGGCCUGGCCUACCCUGAAGGAAACGAAUGGUAAUGUAACGAAAAGCUCUAAAUUUAGGCAUAUCGCGCAUAUACCUAUGCACGCACUGUCAUCAAUGAAAAAAAAAAAAAAAUAUUAGAUAUAAAUCUUUAGCAAUAUGGGGAACUCGGUUAUAUGAUUACAUUGUUACUCAGUUGCCGAGAGUUCUUGAAAAGGUCGAAACAGGUACCUGUCAUACUUCGAGUACGAAGGGUAACAAGUAAAACACUCCCGCGGCCCGGGCCGCACGCUAGAGCACUGGUCUGCCCUACGCGUUUGUUUAGAUACCCGCUACCGAUGCGCCAAUCCAUAGGCUAGUUUUAUCAGACACAGCUUUAUGUAGCUAAUUAGAAGUUGAUUAUGGUCUUGUUCA